ACGUAGCCCUCUGCGAGCAGAAUGUCCCCGCACGUCUCGCGCCUUAAGUUAAGCAGACAGACAUGGAGAGCUAAAACAACGGCCUGGUAGUGCGGUCCCAGCAUCACAAAACUCACCCACUGCUCCGGAUAUCUGCACUUUGAGACAGUAAGCUUUUAUCGAAUAGACUCGACUGAUACAGAUUGAAACGGACGACACUUGAGAGAGGCUUUUUCGGUUGUUUUAGCCUACCCUUAAGCAGCCAAACAUGACAAGCAAGUUACUUGGCAACAGGUGCUCCCGGACCGGUGACUGAAGGACCUCUGGAGUGUUCCUGUGAUCUGCGACUUCAGAGCACCUUCCCAUCAUGUCUGAGGGCUCUGUGUUGAGCGCUUCAUGUUGAGAGAACCACUCCCUCAUCGAUGCUAGCCGGACAUCUAAUGUUGACAGUCGAACAUCUCUCACCUUUAGCUCACAGCAAAGACCUGAAGCGGGAGCAACCAGUUCUCCAGCUGCAAGAAGUGCACUCCAGCAAGAUGAGCUCAGCCCACAUCCUCACCCCCGUCCUCAGAUCCCCCCCCUCCCCCAGCCUGGCCCUGGACUCCAGCCACCCCAUAUGCAUCCCGUCCCCUUACACCGACCUGGGCCAUGACUUUGGCGCCGUGCCCUUCUACGGCCCCACCAUCUUCAGCUACGCCGGCCCCGGCUUACCGGAUCGCUCGCCCGUUCGGCAGUCUCUCAGCCCCUCCUUCUUCUGGCCGGGCCACGCCCACAUGGGACCGGCCAUCCCCCUUCACCGCGCCCUGUCCUGCCAACGCGCUCAGCCCCUCCACGGUUCGUGGGCGGAGCUGUCCCCACAGGAAAGCGUUCUCGCAGACAGCAGCAAGGCCCUGACCAAGUGCCCCCAGGACAGCGAGGAGAGUGUGGUGUCGUCAGGGGGGAAGGCUGACCUGCACUUUUGCGCUGUGUGCCACGACUACGCGUCGGGCUACCACUAUGGGGUCUGGUCGUGUGAGGGCUGCAAGGCCUUCUUCAAGAGGAGCAUCCAGGGGCACACGGACUACAUCUGCCCCGCCACCAACCAGUGCACCAUCGACAAGAAUCGCCGCAAGAGCUGCCAGGCUUGCCGUCUCCGCAAGUGCUAUGAAGUUGGCAUGACCAAGUGUGGCAUGCGGCGAGAGCGCAGCAACAUCCGCAACCCCCAGUUGCGGCGGGGAGGGCGUGGUUCGUCACGGGGCGGGGCCUGCCGUCCGAGGAGAGAGGCCCUGGGCGGCGAAGGAGCGGCCGGGGGAGGGGCUCUGGUGGAACUGGUCUCCGCUGAGCUCACGCCCAAGCAGCUGAUCGAGCGGAUCAUGGAGGCGGAGCCGCCAGACAUCUACCUCCUGGGGGACAUCAAGAGGCCGCUGACCGAGGCCGGCGUCAUGAUGUCACUCACCCGCCUCGCCGACAAGGAGCUGGUUCACAUGAUCAGCUGGGCCAAGAAGAUUCCAGGGUUUGUGGAGCUCAGCCUGCUGGACCAGGUGCACCUGUUGGAGUGCUGUUGGCUGGAGGUGCUGAUGAUUGGGCUGAUGUGGAGGUCUGUGGACCACCCUGGCCAGCUCAUCUUCUCGCCAGACCUCUGUCUGAGCAGAGAGGAGGGCAGCUGUGUGCAGGGCUUUGUGGAGAUCUUUGACAUGCUGGUGGCGGCGACGGCGCGCCUCAGAGAACUGAAGCUGCAGAAGGAGGAGUACGUCUGCCUCAAGGCCAUGAUCCUGCUCAACUCCAACAUGUGCCUCAGCUCGUCUGACGACGGCGAUGGCGGCGAUAGCGGCGGCGACGGAGAGAUAAAGGGUCGCUCCAGGCUGCUGCAUCUGCUGGACUCGGUGACGGACGCCCUGGUGUGGGUCAUCAGCAAGACGGGCCUCACCUACAGGCAGCAGUACACCCGCCUGGCCCACCUGCUCAUGCUGCUCUCCCACAUCCGCCACGUCAGCAACAAGGGCAUGGAUCACCUCCACUGCAUGAAGAUGAAGAACAUGGUGCCGCUGUACGACCUGCUGCUAGAGAUGCUGGACGCCCACAUCAUGCACAGCAGCACCCGCCUGCCCUGCCCCCCGCCGCAGCCCGCCGGGCCGGACCAGCCCCCCCAGGCGGACAGACCCCCGGCGCCGCCCCCCCUGGUCUCCACCACGGGUCCCAGCCACACCUGGACCCCCACCAGCAGCAGCAUGGACCAGCAGGAGUAGAGCCGGCCGGGGGAGAGGCGGGAGGAGACUGCCUCCUAUUUUCUUUUUCCUUCACCCAUUCUCCGGCUCCACCCUUACCGUCAGUGUGACCCCUUCUUGCAUCUAGCAGUGGUGCAGCAUCGUCGCGAGACACCGCUUCCAUCAGCCAUGCAGCCAAUAAUUCAUAAAUACUGAAAUUAUUGAGUAUAAGGUGCUCUGCUAUUGGAAAUAAACAAUGAAUGAUGAUACAGUGGGCGCCAAUUAACCCCUUAGAAAUGCUUUGGACUAAAUUUAGGAAGCAUAAAGAGAAAAUGAGGGGUGUUUUAUAGCCGCCAAACGGCCGACUAAUUGCUCUUCUUUGGCCUGCUACUUUAACCCCAGACAUCAUAUUAAUAGACCGAGAGUCUGGUGUUCUGUGAACAUUUCUAUUUAGCCCCCUAUCAUAACGAGGCAGCUGAGUAGUUACUGCUACUAAGAUAACAGUCUACUAAGUCUGUUAUUCUUAGCAUGGCAAUUGAUUGACCACCUGACCGACGUCAUGUCUUUAUUUGAAGUUAACUACAAGGAUGAUGCCUGAUCACAAUGAUCCGACUCCAUUUCAGAGUUAUAGGAGCAUAUGGGAAGCUUAUUGGUAGUAAUGGUGUUCUGGUCAUUGUCUUGUCAUUAAUUGUGACAUGAUUUGUCAUACGGAGAUAUUGUUAUGUUUGGAUCUGCCACAGCGUUUCUCAUGCAAGACGUGGCAAAGCAACGUUUUUAUUGACCUAAAUUACGCUAUAUUUACCCUGAUUAGGAUUUGACAUCACAAAUCCCUCGGUAUGUAUGGGUAAGGAUGGGUUAGUGUCCAGCGUCCACAUAUUACAGAUGCGCAACCAUACACCAUCCCCUCUUCACAGACAAGUUUUACAUAAAUAAGUAGAUCUCACGCGCAGGCAACAUUUCCUACUCUGCAUCCAUUGCUUCAUUCUCUGUUCUGUCUAGCCUAAAUCGCUUGUCUACAGAUGUGUACAUUUGUUUACAGAGCUAAUAGUUGUCGUUCCCCAAUGACACUUAAUGGCGACCUUGUAAGGGGGUGUUUCAACCUUUAAGUUGAUUAUCAAUAAUGCCAUUUGAUGAUCUAGAGCAGUGAUUUGGACAGAGAAGCAACGUAAUACCAUAAUAUAUCAAAACGCAUAUCAUACACCAUUUUAGCUUUAGCUAUUAAACAAUAUAUAAACACUCACUCAUUGGCCUUAGUCUCUGGAUUGACAUCAACGUUCAACAUGUACAGAUGUAUGUUUGGAUAGUCAGCGGGGGGUGAGCAUUGAGGGCCCCAGCCAUGGGUUGGCACAUUCUGGAGGACCCUGUAUAAAAGGGACUUUGUGAACCUCUGAUCUAUCAAUUACUCCCUGUUGUAUUUUUAACAAAAGUUUAACUAUUAGUUAUGAAGUUAUGAAAGAAAUGGUUGAAGUGAAACAGGAAGCCAGGUUAGUGUAUAAUAAUGACAAUGCCUGACAUUCAGAUGAGCUACCGGAUGGACAUUCCCUUUACUCAUAAAUAUGUUUUUUGUUUUGUAAACAUGGCAUUGUGUAACCUUGUUGAGUGCUCUGCUGUUUGACAGUGGGGUGCCAUAUUGUGCCAAAACAUGCUUGUGAGGACUGAAAAUGUUUUUGAACUCAAGCAAUCCAAGUGUUGUUUCUUAAAAAAAAUAAGAAAAAUCUGUGUGCCUGAUAAGUUUUGGAAUAGAUUUUAGUUUCAUUACUCAUCACUGCCUAAAAGGCCCUUCUUUUACAAACCACAAGCUAAUUUAAAAAUUUGCCUUAAUAUUUCUAAAUGUAGCCCAAAGCACUGACAAUACCAGCCUUGUGUGCCAUUUGAGUAAUGGCAACUUGUGAUCCUUGCACAAACCAUUAGGCCUACUAAUCACCUAAAUAAGAACAGCAGUUGAGGCCAUGUAAGCUGUACGGAUAACAUUUUAGUGGUACGGAACAUGCUACCUGUACAGAACAUUCUAGCUGUAUGGAACAAUCUAGCUGCACGGAACAUGCUAGCUGUACAUAACCAUGCUAUAGCUGUAAUGAUAACAUGUGAGCUGUAUAGAUAACAUGUUAGCUGCACGGAACAUGCUAACUGUACAGAACCAUGUUAGCUGUACAGAUAACAUGUUAGCUGUACUGAACAUGCUAGGUGUACAGAACAUUAGAGCGCUUUCUUUGUCAAACUCAGGAUAAUGCCCCUGUAAUAUGUUUCAGGGUAGCCUUUGACAUAUUUUUUUGGGUUCAUCUUUCAAACUAACCUGUAAUGAAUGUAACCGAUUAUAGUAAUGGAACGUUUUUGACUGAUUGUGAAGCUGGAAGUCAGUCAUAAAUUGCUUUGUUUCCUCUUCUGUGCUUUUCACAUACGGGAAUUUCAAUGUCUGGAUAUAAGUCCUACCUGGUGAUAUUAAGUGAAGUGUGACGAUUAUGCAGCAGCCGUCUAUGCAGAAAAAGAGGGGGAAGGGUUUGUGUCCGCACUGCGUCCUAAUUGUUAUCCAGUCCGAGCUUUAAGCUUCACCGCCAAACUCACCUGUCUGGUUAUGCUUAUUCACACACAAGUCUAUUGUAAGAUGAUGUUGCAUUUUUCAAUGUAUUUGUUUUGCUUGAAGGAGACGGAAAUGCUAUUUUUGUAUUUUAGAAUUUAGUCUAUUUUGCAGCUUGACAAUCAUGAAUUUGCACUGCAACCUUUACUCCAACUUCGACACGCACCUUAAACCUAACAUUAAAUAUCUGGCUGAAUCAAAUAUGGAUUAUCUUUUUCUGAACGAGUCCUUUUUUUUGCAUAAUAAUACCUUAACCGUGUGUAAUAUAAUAUACCUGUGGCAUAAUCGUGAGUCAUGCAUACAGUACCUUUUGAAUACUGUAUGCAUGACUCAUGCAUGCAGAUUAUUUUCGUGGGCCAUCCCAUUGUGUAUUAUCUUCAAGUAUUAUCUUUAAGUUCAAAAGGUUGUAUCAGAAUCAGUUAUAUCGGUUCCAACUCCUUGAUUUAAAGGGUGACAACCAUUCGACAAUUUAUUCAUAAAGGAGCAAAAUGUUUUCAUAGAUUAAAAACAUAAACUGGUAAAAAUAAAUACUUAUGUAAUUGCAACUUGUCAAAACAAAUGUUUUAGUUACUCUUGGUUAUGUGAUGAGGCCUGAAUCAACGGUUUCCUGGGAAUGACUAAAAGAUCAACCUGUAAACUAGAGACACUUGACAGCCCCGCUGUCCCAAACUGUGGAUUGUGCAUUAGUUUCCAAGACAACCAGUGGCAGUUUUUCAAACACUAUUGGGGCGCUGUCUGUUCUACUUUGAGACGCCUUUGGGCUGUAGUAGUGUAUCCACUUUUUGAAAAAACGUAAAAAGUAAAGACAAUAUUAAAAACUACUGCUAUAUUAAAUAUUUUAUUAAGCAGGCUAUUAAAUGGAUUGUUAUUUUUAUAGUAGGUUAUAAUUUACAAUAUAUGAAAGAUUUCAACACCACAUCUUGAGGUCUUGAAUGGAACUCAAGAAUGUAAGUGUCUAUGUGCAGUUUCUGCCACUGGCAGCAGCAGCAACUCCUAAAAGCUUUGUCCAAGAACAUCUGGUCUGUCCAAUAUCUCCAGAAUUGCCACAGACAGUGCCAGACCAUGUCCUUUUUUUAGACGGAUGAAGAGAAGCACUAGUGCAAACAUUUCUUUGCACUGUUUUGAGCUGUAUUUGCUCCUGUCCCUCUGAUAGAUAUGUUCUUAGUCAUGUCCAAAACCAUAAUAGUACAUUUAAUGUUGUAAUGAUGUCCUCCAUUUUGACUUAUACUAAAAA
Gadus chalcogrammus (walleye pollock) is the source of this 5971-nucleotide messenger RNA. It is a transcript of the gene esr2a, whose product is annotated as estrogen receptor 2a. The transcript is spliced from 10 exons. Gene Ontology annotation, biological process: cellular response to estradiol stimulus; regulation of DNA-templated transcription; estrogen receptor signaling pathway. The record is from RefSeq and is a predicted model, not a curated record. Lineage: Eukaryota; Metazoa; Chordata; Actinopteri; Gadiformes; Gadidae. Bases 402 to 2204 code for a protein of 600 amino acids. Gene Ontology annotation, cellular component: nucleus. Gene Ontology annotation, molecular function: zinc ion binding; nuclear receptor activity; sequence-specific DNA binding.